Dictyostelium purpureum is the source of this 1265-nucleotide messenger RNA. RefSeq lists its product as uncharacterized. NCBI's taxonomy places the organism in Eukaryota, Evosea, Eumycetozoa, Dictyosteliales, Dictyosteliaceae. Gene Ontology annotation, biological process: translational termination; translational initiation; ribosomal subunit export from nucleus. The record is from RefSeq and is a predicted model, not a curated record. The transcript has a single exon. Gene Ontology annotation, molecular function: iron ion binding; ATP hydrolysis activity; ribosomal small subunit binding. Bases 1 to 1215 code for a protein of 404 amino acids.
AUGAUUAGGGAUUUAGAUUUAAAGGAAGCUCUUCACAAAACUGUUGACGUUUUAUCUGGUGGUGAAUUACAACGUUUUGCUAUUGCUGUCGCUGGUGUUCAAAAUGCCGAUGUUUAUAUGUUUGAUGAACCAUCAUCCUAUCUCGAUGUCAAACAACGUUUAAAGGCUGCUCAAGUUAUCAGAUCCUUAAUUGAAGCUCAAAAAUAUAUUAUCGUAGUAGAACACGAUCUUUCAGUCUUAGAUUAUCUCUCUGAUUUCAUUUGUUGUCUUUAUGGUGCCCCAGGUGCUUAUGGUGUUGUCACUCUUCCAUUCUCUGUUAGAGAAGGUAUCAAUAUUUUCUUAGCUGGUUACAUCCCAACUGAAAAUAUGAGAUUCCGUAAAGAAGCCUUAACCUUCAAAUUCUCUGAAACUGCCGAAAACGAAGAAAUCAAGAAACAUUGCAACUACAAAUAUCCAACUAUGACUAAAACUCAAGGUACUUUCUCAUUAGAAAUUAAAGCUGGUGAGUUUACAGAUUCUGAAAUUAUUGUUAUGUUAGGUCAAAAUGGUACUGGUAAAACUACAUUCAUCAAGAUGUUAGCUGGUCAAAUGCCAGCUGAUGAUGGUGCACAAGUCCCAGAAUUAAACGUCAGUUACAAACCACAAAAGAUUCAACCAAAAUUCCCAGGUACUGUUAGAGAACUCAUCCACAAACGUAUCAGAGAUACUUUCCUUCAUCCACAAUUCACUUCAGAUGUUGUUAAACCAUUAAACAUUGAAAAUAUUAUCGAUCAAGAAGUUCUCAAUCUUUCUGGUGGUGAAUUACAACGUGUUGCUAUCGUUUUAUGUUUAGGUCAACCAGCUGAUAUCUAUCUUAUCGAUGAACCAUCAGCUUAUUUAGAUUCCGAACAACGUAUUGUUGUCAGUAAAGUCAUCAAGAGAUUCAUUCUUCACGCUGGUAAAUCUGGUUUUAUUGUAGAGCACGAUUUUAUUAUGGCCACUUAUUUAGCCGAUCGUGUUAUUGUCUAUGAUGGUAUUCCAGGUGUUAAAUGUGUUGCUAAUGCCCCACAAUCACUUUUAUCUGGUAUGAACACUUUCCUUAAAGCACUCGAAAUCACUUUCCGUCGUGAUCCAACUAAUUACCGUCCACGUAUUAAUAAAUUAAAUUCAAUUAAAGAUAUGGAACAAAAGAAUGCUGGUAAUUAUUUCUUCUUAGAUGAUCAAUCAACUGAUUAAACUAAAAAUAAAUAAUAAAAACAAUAAAAUAAAAACAUAUAUUUAAUAAC